GCGUUCGGCGCGUUCGGCGCGGGCCCGGCGUACGGCGCCGCCCUGGACGAGCUCGAGCUGCUCGCGCAGAUCGCGGACGCGCCGGUCGACGACGGGAAGCUGACGUGCUUCACGUGCACCAACGGCACGGACAACGACCAGUGCAACAAGUACGCCGUCGACCGGCCGUGCGAACCUGGGCUGACCCUGUGUCGCACGGACCACGUGAUUGAGCGCUUCCCCGUGCCCGUGGCGGGGGUGGGGGCGGGGGCGGGCGGUGCGGCCGGCGCCCCCUCGCGGCCCCGCAGCGUCCGCAUCACCAAGUCCUGCGUGGCUGCCUCCGAGUGUUCCCGGGCCUCAGUCGGCUGCCGGGGCGUUGCUGGGGACUCGACGUACUUGCGAGUGUGUACCUCGUGUUGUGACUGGAGCUACUGCAAUGAGCUGGCCCCGGCGGACACUCUCACGGCGGUGCUGGCUCUGUCUCGGAACACUGCCGGUGUCAUACGACCUCUGCCAGCUCUGAGCACCGUGACUGUCUUUGUCUUGCUCUCGGUCAUUUCAGAUGUCUUCUAGUCAAUGAAGGCAAUGGGAAUGGGGCUAUUACCAAAGGAAAAAAAUACUAUGUAUUACCGACUGAAUGGACUUCUCAAGUAGAACGUAUUCAUUCAUGUAAAGUAAUUUAGAGGUCUGAUUGUGGCUCUGUGAUGUCUCAAGUCACCCUUAUAUAUACUGUAUAGUUUUUUGUCUAAGUUCUAGUACGAGUAAAAUUCAUGUACAAAAUGUAUAAAGAUAUUAAAAACUGUUGCAUUUGAGGUUUUUUUCUA
Thrips palmi is the source of this 803-nucleotide messenger RNA. Its product is annotated as ly6/PLAUR domain-containing protein 6B-like. The annotation marks the transcript as partial. NCBI's taxonomy places the organism in Eukaryota, Metazoa, Arthropoda, Insecta, Thysanoptera, Thripidae. The transcript has 4 exons. The record is from RefSeq and is a predicted model, not a curated record. Gene Ontology annotation, molecular function: acetylcholine receptor regulator activity.